AUGGAUUCAGACGAUUUAGAUAAUUACGAUCAAGAAUUUUGGGAGUUGGUUGAAGAAGAAUUUAUGGACGACAGUGAUGAAGAACAAGAGCUUCAGAAUGAACUUCAAUCUGGAAGUUCCUUUAGGCCAAAGAAAAGAACAACGAUAGAUCGAGGUCGUGAAGAAGGGCAUAAUCGAUUGUUCAAUGACUACUUCUCGGAAAAUCCAGUAUACACAGAUGUUCAAUUCCGAAGAAGGUUCAGAAUGCAUAGGCAUGUAUUUCUUCGAAUUGUAGAUGCCCUUGGAAAUCAUGAUGAAUAUUUCCAAAUGAGGGUCGAUGCAACUGGUAAAAUGGGUCUUUCACCAUUGCAGAAAUGUACAUCUGCUAUUCGUAUGUUGGCGUAUGGGUCUGCUGCUGACAUUGUAGACGAGUAUGUUCGAAUCGGUGAAAGCACUUCAAUUGAGUGCUUACAAAGAUUCGUUCAGGGCGUGAAUGCUGUAUUUGGGGCUGAGUAUUUGAGAAAGCCUAACAACACUGAUGUUGAACAUAUUUUACAAAUGGGAGAGUCACGUGGCUUUCCAGGUAUGUUGGGUUCUAUUGAUUGUAUGCAUUGGGAAUGGAAAAAUUGUCCUGUUGCAUGGAAAGGACAGUUUUGUCGAGGUGAUCAUGGUAAGCCCACAAUCAUGCUUGAAGCAGUGGCAUCACAAGACUUAUGGAUUUGGCAUGCUUUUUUUGGUAUUGCAGGUUCAAACAAUGAUAUUAAUGUGUUAAACCAAUCUAAUGUGUUUAACGAUAUUUUGGAAGGACAUGCUCCCAAUGUGCAAUAUACGUGGGACACCAUAUAA
Messenger RNA from Vicia villosa (hairy vetch), 825 nucleotides. RefSeq lists its product as uncharacterized. The record is from RefSeq and is a predicted model, not a curated record. The coding region runs from base 1 to 825 and encodes 274 amino acids. The transcript has a single exon. Lineage: Eukaryota; Viridiplantae; Streptophyta; Magnoliopsida; Fabales; Fabaceae.